Cinara cedri is the source of this 252-nucleotide messenger RNA. NCBI's taxonomy places the organism in Eukaryota, Metazoa, Arthropoda, Insecta, Hemiptera, Aphididae. The record is from the annotation of a GenBank genome assembly.
AUGACAGUUAACAAAUUUUGGAUAUAUGCUCAAGCAGAAUUUCCUGAAAUAUCUAUAAAAGCCAUAACAAUUUUACUACCAUUCUCCACAUCAUAUCUAUGCGAACAAGGAUUCUCAGCAGUCACAACAAUGAAAAGUGAAAAAAGAGAACGACUUAGAUCCGUAGAAGAAGAACUGAGAGUUAGCUUGUCGACUGUUCGUUCUAGAAUAAAACGUUUGUGCUCCACACGUCAAGCACAACAAUCUCAUUAA